Molecule: messenger RNA, 1440 nt
Organism: Magnolia sinica
Lineage: Eukaryota; Viridiplantae; Streptophyta; Magnoliopsida; Magnoliales; Magnoliaceae
Product: cytochrome P450 89A2-like
Exons: 1
Coding region: 1-1440 (479 amino acids)
Cellular component (GO): membrane
Molecular function (GO): heme binding; oxidoreductase activity, acting on paired donors, with incorporation or reduction of molecular oxygen, NAD(P)H as one donor, and incorporation of one atom of oxygen; iron ion binding
Source: RefSeq, a predicted model, not a curated record
AUGAGGAAGAGAAAGAGUCUUCCACCAGGCCCUAUGCCGCUUCCUGUAGUAGGCAACUUGCACCAAAUCGGCCUUGGGGAGAUAGAGCCCCAGCUAAAGAAGCUCCAUGACAAGUACGGCUCCAUGAUAACCGUCUACCAAGGCCCUGAGCGCCAUGUCUUCAUUGGCGGACAUGACGUUGCUCACCAGACACUCGUCAAAAAUGGCCUUGCUUUCGGCCACCGUCUCCCCGCCGCCCCGGAGAACUUCCGCCUCUUUGGGGGAGAUGCAUCAGAGCCUUUCAUUGGCUUCACUGAUUGUGGCCCUCUCUGGAGGCUCUUCCGCCGCAAUCUUGCAUCCGAGAUUCUCAGCCCCACCAGUCUUAGCUCCUUCGCAAAUGACCGCAAUGAAAUCCUCAAGAAACUGAUUCAUAAGCUCAAGAACGAAGCUGAUAAGGCUGGAGAUGUCGUCCAGCCUCUCGAGACAUUUCGACAUGUAUUGUUUUCCCUUGCCUUGUUCAUGUGCUUCGGAGAGAAGCUGGAUGACGAGGCUGUAGCUGAACGAUUGGAAGCAAUACGGCUAAGUCAUCAGAAUUUGAGUAGGUUCGUGGUCUUCCAUAUAUUCCCAAAAUUUGGCAAGUAUCUCUUUCCCCAACGGUGGAAGGAGAUGCUAGCAAUCCGUAGAAGGCUGGUCAUCAACCUCCUCCCCAUUGUACAAACCAGAGCCCAUAAAAUGGAGGAAAACAAGAAAGAUGGCAUCUUUUCUUAUGCAGAUUCAUUACUUGCAUUGGAGCUUCCAGGAGGUGGGAAACUCAAGGAGUCUGAAGUCACCACACUCUGCUAUGAAUUUCUCACUGCCGGUGUUUCUACCGUAGUGUCGUCAUUGCAAUGGGCGAUGGCGAACUUGGUGAAAUAUCCAUAUGUACAAGCCAAGUUGUUUGAGGAGAUUGAGAGAGUCACUCAGAAAAAUGGAGGGGUUAUCAAUGAAGAGGACCUCAAGAAAAUGCCUUAUCUCAAGGCAGUGAUCUUGGAGACUCUUCGUAGCCAUCCACCCAUACAUACAUUGCUUCCACAUAAGGUUUCAGAGGAUAUAAGCUUGGAAGGAUAUACCAUACCCAAAAAUACUUAUGUGAAUUUCAUGCUGGUAAGUAUGGGUUUGGAUGGAAAGGUCUGGCAAGAUCCAUUGGAGUUCAAGCCGGAGAGGUUCAUGGGAGGUAGGGAAAGUAUCGAUCUUACUGGAACGAGGGAGAUCAAGAUGAUCCCAUUUGGUGCAGGAAGGAGAGUCUGCCCAGGGAUGGGACUUGGAAUGUUUCAUCUGGAAUACAUGGUGGCCCACCUGAUCAAGGAGUUUGAAUGGAAGGCCGUGGCAGGAGAUGAAUUGGACAUGGCUGAGAGUAUGGAGAUGGACAUAGACUACGUAAUGAAGAAACCCUUGCAAGCUUGCAUAGUGCCAAGAAAAUGA